AGACUGGUAGGGCUAGAGCAUUUAUUUAUGUAUGAUUUCGAAAGUUUCACGAGCUAUUCCUAUCGUAACAAGCUUGCUACUCUGUCUAAUGCGAAUAAGAGCAUGUUGAAGAAGAUGAAGAAGAUGUCAACUACAACAUCAAUAUACCUCUACCGCCCCACCCGUCGCCGGAUUUCUGCAGCUAGGGAACGUCGAAAUAAGCCACUUGGAGGCCGCAGCACGAUAGUGAACCAGUCAAGUCGAAGAUGUGACUGCUCCGGGUUGCGUCUCUGCAGUUUUCCAGUCGUGGUAGCAGCAGUUCUGCGUCUACUACUGCUCCGGAGGUCGACUUCCGCGACCAUGGUGUUGCGCUAUCAUGUCUCAACCAUCAUCCUACUGUUGAUGACCACCUUCUCAACAUUCGCCCUCGACGUCGCCGAGGUAAAAUCCUACAACGGCCCGGAAGGCACGGCCUGCGCCCCGCAGUUCGAGCUCACCGAACGGCUUUCGUACAAGACCUGGCAGUAUCAAAUGUAAAAAUGUCUGGGUCUGGAAACUUGUGAUGCUGGGUGGCGUCUCAUGAUGAGGCCACAAAUGCUGGCUCAGCAUGACAAGUUUCUGAGCUUGUAGGUGUUGCGUAUUCUGCAUGACAAACUGCGUUCCUGCAUCACAGAAAAAUGGAGCUCUUGUGUAACGUGCAUGACAGAUUUAAGAGUCAUGCCAGACAAGCAUGACAAACAUGCAUUCUUCCAGACCCAGACACUUUUACAGUUGAUAGGCAGCAGCAGAUCUGCCUUUCUUACGAAGAGGAGAUGAGCACGCAGCCGACGCUAUCAAACAAACAAGUGCAUACGUUAAUGAUUUUCACAGAAUGCAGCCACGCAUGGCAAAUUUUGCCUCAUGUGCAUUCUAUGCAUGACAAAUUCAUUGGGCACGUGGUGUUAUGCGUCACUGCAUCACAAAUUCCGUUUCCGUUGACGUUAACACUUUUUCCUGUGAUAAGCGCCGAUUAUCCCCGACCCCUCCGCCGCGUCCAACCCAGCGUUGGGCACCACCCGGCCGCUGUACGAAAACGCAAACGCGUUUUACUCGGGCUACCGCCUGCUGGAGUGUAACCACGGCAAGGUGCGCCUGCAACGGUUUCCCGCCACCCAGCAGUGCAAACUGCACGACGAGUCGGCGUUCGAAAUUUUCGAGUUCAAGGAAGACGACUGCUUCCAGCCGAAUUUCUACCGAACUGGAAAGACGUAUGGGAGUGUCAGGAUUGAAAUCGACAGAGCUGAACAAAUAGUCUGUGAUGCAUAAAAUGGAUGCCAGUUGUAACCCAGUUUCCAAGUGUUGCGUGACAAAUUUGGGUAGGUCCGAAAUCCAGUUUGUCAUGCUGGUUGGGUAAGCAAGGCGCCUUUUGUCAUGCUACUUUAGUAGCUCAGUUUCUACCCCUCGAAAUAAGGCUUACAAUCAGCCCCACCCCCACUUGCCUAGUCUGCAAGACAGGCUCUUUGUGGGCUGCAUUUUAUGCAUCACAAAUUAUUUCAACUUUGUCGAUUUCGAUCCUGACACUACCAUAAAACGACCGGGCACUACGCGUACCAACCUAACAGCCACCGGUUUAUCUGCCACCAGAGCGAGGGAAUGCCGGUGUUUGUGACCGUGGUGCUGAUCUGCAGUGGGAUUUUGUUCUGCUGUUUGAUAACGUGGUAUGGGAUGUUGAAAGGAUUUGUAUUUGGUGCAAAAUUUGUCUGUAAAGGUUGUCAUGUACUAAGCACGGUUGUGUGGACGGCGCUCCACCAUUCUCUGUGGAGGUCUCCUUGUGCGAUCGAGGAAGCAAAGCUAGUAGGUUAGUAGGAAUUCCGAGUGUAGCACUAGCCUCUUGUGGUUUAGGCAUGACAGAUUGUUCAUCCACAAGCAAAUCUUUUUCCUUUCCACAUCUGCUGGUACAUCGUCGGAAGCGAGCCGAUACCGGUGGACUCGGUGAAAAGCAAGGUAAGAAAGAAGGGCAGGUUUCUUUUGACAACACAUACGAAUCCCACAUGAAGAUUUCAUGUUCAUUAUAACAAAUUGAAUCUAGCUGCAUGACAAACCCACCCGAAAAUAGCAACAAACCCAGCCCACUUGUACGUACAGGCACUCGAUGAAGAGCACAUCAGUCCACGAGCGAUCAAGAAAGUGAACAAGUCGCGGAAAGUGCACCUACAGCCGUCGCCGCAUGCCAUUCUGACGAGGCUCAGGGUAUAGUAUACUUGGAUUUUCGUUCAACAUUUUCUCAAGUUGACGUCUCUAGUAAGCAUGAGAUGAAAUUGCCUCUGUCAACAUAGCUUCUACGCAUGAGAAAGUCGAAACUCUCCCACUCUCAACAGGGUAUGGUUUCCCCGAUGAAAGCCACGAAUUCAUACGCGAAGAAACGGAAGAUCCUCGGCAUGGAGACCUUGCGCGAGUACAAUGACCGAAUCAAGUAUCCACGGAAUAUACAGUUUGCCUUUGCCGUUGUAGACGUACAAAAUCAAACGGUGUUGACGAUCUCGUCGACGCAGCGUGACAAAACUACCAAUGCACCUCUUUUUGUUUCGCGUUACAAAUGGCCGCGUGUUUCCUGUUUCCUGGAUGACCCAUGAAAAUCAAAGGAUUUGUGAUGCGUUUUAUAUUUUUUACAUUUACUACCACGGCAGUGCAAAAAAUUUGUAUUGCAUACCACCAAGAUGGUAAAGGGCAACAUCCGUGGUUGGACGGACUUCUGGCGGCGACCGCGGUUAGAUGCCGAAGACCAGCGAAACAAUAAGAUACAGCCAGAAAUAUCAUGUGCAAAACUAUCGUACUCGUCGUAUUGCAGUCAUGCAUUGCAAAUCUUUUUGUUAAGGCAAAUCAGCAUUGCAAAUUUCAUUUCUCAUGCUGAGGAAAUUUGUAAUGCAUUUAUACGAGUGCGAUACUUUUGCAAUGCAUAAGGAAUCAGCAUUCUCGAUUCGAGUCCAAACAGCAUCGGGAUGAACUACGCAGCGGAGCACGCGAUCGAAGACCAACGGCCGAUCCACAUCUUAUGAAAGCCUCAGGUUGGAAAUCCUCAAAGUGAACAUAAUUUGUAAUGCAAAAAAACGACUCCAGUUGAAGCACCAUUUCUAAUCGGCGCAUGACAAAUUUCCCGGGUACUCAAAGCGGGUUUGUCAUGCUAGUUAGGCAAAGGGGUGCCCUUCUCUCGUGCUAAUCAGCAGCCCAAUUCUGAAGCCGUAGAGGCACAGUAGUCGGCCUCAAGUGCGUUCUCUGCAAUACAGUCUUUUUGGUGUCGAAUUUCAUGCAUCACAAAUUAUUUCCACUUUGAUGAGAAUUUCCAUUCUGAGGCUUUCAUACAUCUCCCUCCCGAUGUCCACUUCUUCCGCUACCAUGCUGCCGGGGAUGGAACAAUUCGGAAAAUCAGACGCGACAACAGGUUAUCCCUUGCAAAAGUAUCGUACUCGUAUUGCAAUCAUGCAUAUACAAAACUUUUUCUAAAGGUAAAUCAGCAUUACAAAUUUUAUUUCUCAUGCUCUGGAAUGCAUUUAUACGAGUCCGUGCGAUACUUUUGCAAUUCAUACAGGUGGGAGAGUUACGAAACCCGAGAAAAAUAAGUCCAUCGCUGCCGCGCUAGACCAGCAGCGGAUCGAAUCCGGAAUCAGUCCGGUGAAGGAGACGGAUACGAGGAAUAAACAAACGUUUCAAAACAGUGGAUCAGCUGGCACUAGCCGCCCGAGCAUUCUGAAAAACAACAACCUCCCGGCUUUAGCUGGUUCUGCUUCUGCUGCUGUCCCGGCAGGACCACAAGCUCGGUACAAACCCAGUACAGAAGAGCGGCUUUUACCCCCAGAAGACGAUGAUGAUGAAGGCGUAGCAGGCGGCGAUAACCUCUACUACACGGACCAGCUUCACCAACCGUUUUCCCUUCCAGCCGGUUCCCCACCUGGAGGUGCAACAACUUCCUCGAGCUCCUCCUCUUCCAGAACUGGCGGCGCGGGACUGCAUCAGACGAUAAGAUCCACGGGCUUAGUUGUACCGCUCGGAGGAGGUACAUCCGGAGGCACCAACACAUCGAGUUCGAGUACUAGCAUAGCGCCCGUCCCCCCGCCACCCAUCGAGGGGAGUCACUUCCGGACGAGAACGACGCCGGACUCCAGUGCUUCGGAAACGGAGAUGCUUCAGCUGGGCACGACCAGCGAUGUACUACAACAUCAAAACAGGCUUCUGCAGCAAGGAGACCACGCAGACAACCUAUGACGGUGCACAACCACCCCUCCCCUUAUUUGUAUUGCAUAUGUGGCAAUACAAAGUAGAGUGCCGGUUUUGCAUGACAAAUUCCUACUGGAUUGUAGUGCUAUUUGGGCUACCCGAACUUGUCAUGCAAACAGUGCCAAGAGGCAAAGGCUGGACUGGGUAUUUUGCAUGACAAAUGAGCGGGAGGGGGAGUGGUGCACUGUGAUACAACCCGCUGGCGUUGUCAAUGAGCCGGAGUUCGGUGCGGUAUGUGGGUGGAAAAAGGAUAUCAAGUGCAGAAAUGUCUGGGUCUGUAAAAGUGUAAACUUGUCAUGCAGAUUUUCCAUGACCCAUGAGUUCUGGAAUGCGGGACUUAGCAUGACAGGCUCUGCGAGGUCUCUGUCAUGCCUAUCCUACAUGACAAACUCCCUUCCAACUUGGUCAAAAGUGGACAGCUUUUGGCACUCAUGCAACGCAGAUUUUUGCAUGCUUCAGAUUUACCAUGAGAAGUUGCCACCUUCCAGACCCAGACAUAUUUGCAAUUGAUAAAGGAUUGUGUCCACCGAUGAGUCGCAAAUGACGGACGAGGAAAAAUACCUGGCGAGCUUCUUUAAGGAGACGGAGGUGAUAUGCAUUGCAAAAGUAUCGUACUACGUAUUGGUAGUUCUAGUUGCAUCACAAAUUGGUUCAGCAUGGCAAAUGCGAUUGCUCAUGCGGAUUUGGCUUCAGAAAAGAGAUUUGUCUUGCAUGACUGCGAAAUACGAGUACGGUACUUGUUUUCCAGAGGAUAGGCGAAGAAGAUCGAAAUCUUGCAGCCUGAUGAGCUGGAUAAAAGGAAGGACUUGGUGCGGAAGGAUGUCGGAAUGUAUACGUGUUUUUUUGAAUUGUGGUGUUGGCAUGACAAAAUGUUGAUGUCAUGCCGUUUUGCCACGGCAGCGUAAAAAUUAAAAUACCAUCAAAGCCUGCAGCUCAUCCUCAUGAUGCUCUUCAACUUCAUGCGGGAAAUAAAUAAAAUGCACCAAAAAAUAGAACAACCACAACUUUACAGGUACCAGUACAACGAGAAAGCGACCAAGCGGGGCUCCAUCGCACGCGAGGCUCUGGCCAAGGGCGAGCACACGUCGCAAAAGAACGGAAAAUUAUGAGAGUGCACAACUCCCCCUGCCCCUCAUUCGUGUUGCAUGAACAGCAACACAAGUUCGGGCAAAGAUGCAGCUUUCGCACGACAAAUUCCUAGAGGAUUUUUGUAGUCGUGCUGUUUUGGAAUUCGAUUAUUCCGGAAUCUGUCAUGCAAACAGUAUUAACAGGCAAAGGGUGGAUUUGGAAUUUUGCAUGACAAAUGAGGGGGAUGGGGUAGUUGUGCACUUUCAUAGAAAUUCUUUCUCCACCACGACGUGGGCAAGGCGAAGAUCCGGCACGAAGUUGUUAGUGAGCUGGUAACGGCGGAUGAGUGGGAGAAAGUGGAGUCCACGAAGAAAAAGGGCCGAUUUUACUGGAAAAACCGCGUCACCGGUGCCUACACCUGGCGGAACCCCUACGCGAAAAAACACGACAUCUCGAAACAUAUGCGUCGCAAAAGUAGCGUACUCGGACGUAAACGUAAUUGCAAUCCUGCAUGACAAACGUCCUUCUGGAUCAAAAUCAGCAUUACAAGUUGCUUUUUUCAUACGAAUGCGAAUUUGUCAUGCAGUUGCUGCUUAGUGCGAUACUUUUGCAAUGCAUGAAGCAGAAGGAAAAGCUACUGCGCAUGAUCGACGAAGAUGGUGAGGAGCGGGAACAGCGGGACAUGUUCCUGGAAGAAGAUAACGGGACCAACGGGGAACUGUCGUUUUCCAGCAGCUUAGGGGAAGACGAGGACGAAAGUGCCAGUCUGUCGAAGACCGCGAGUAGUCCGCCAGGGGCGAGCGAAAUGAAUGCGACUGGUGAGGAGGCCGCCGUGGAGGUUCCAAUCGACGAAAAAUGGCGAAAACGGCUUGAGAAGAAUGAGCCGCUGCAAAAAGACAUUGAAAAAAUAAUGAACAAACAGAAGGAACGAGAACAACUACGAAGCAGAUAGAAGAAACACAGUAGUACCUGUAUGGGUACUAGUUAUGAGCAGAUGUUUCCGCCGCGUUUCAAAUAAUUCGAUAGGAAGACUAUAGUGCGCCAAUAAACAUUGAUUUCCCAUCAUUAAUGCAGCGGGCUGGAGUUUGUCGCGCCAGAAGCAGAACCGCAACCGC
Molecule: messenger RNA, 6413 nt
Organism: Amoebophrya sp. A120
Lineage: Eukaryota; Dinophyceae; Syndiniales; Amoebophryaceae
Source: the annotation of a GenBank genome assembly